Hemibagrus wyckioides is the source of this 4090-nucleotide messenger RNA. RefSeq names its product family with sequence similarity 167 member Aa (gene fam167aa). The record is from RefSeq and is a predicted model, not a curated record. Bases 189 to 821 code for a protein of 210 amino acids. NCBI's taxonomy places the organism in Eukaryota, Metazoa, Chordata, Actinopteri, Siluriformes, Bagridae. The transcript is spliced from 3 exons.
UCUCUGUUAGUGUGUGUGUGUGUGUGUGUGUGUAAAGACCCCCACCCGUAUGUAUGAGUCUCUCACUCUGGCGGCUGCGGGGGGACUGAUCAGCCGCGCAGCCUGAGAAAGCGCACACACUCCCGUGAUCAUGCCUACCAAGACAUGAGUGUGUUGGAACAUUUCAGUGAGAUUUUAUAGGGGCUAGAAUGUCCAUAAAGACGAUGCCAGUCCCACAGGCCCUGAUGGUAACUCUAAACAGCUCAGAUGAGAACAGAAAUGUUUCAGUGACUCAGGAUGACCAUCUCUCCAGUUUGAAGGCUUUGGCUGAGAAACUACACCUUGAGACAAAGAAGCCUUCACAUAUGGAGUGGAGGUUUCAGCUGGAGAGCCAGAGAUCUAAAGCUCUGCAGACCACAGUGGCUGUUAAAGAAGGACACAUACGAUCCUGGAGUUCUCUGAAGUGGACAAAAUCAUCAUUGGACUUUCCUGUAAACAAGCUCCAAAGGCCUCCACUUGAGAGACUGAAAGGGUACGGAAGUGUUACUGAGGCACUGGAAAGGCUUAGAAAAGAGUUGAGGGAGAUGCGUGUACAGGACCAGCAGCUAGCUCUCCAGCUUGUGCGUCUCCACGGCGAUCUUAACAAGCUUAAAAUUGAGCAAGCGUGUAAGCAGCAUCGAAAGAUGUUAAACGAUGCUACGUUUGAGUUGGAGGAGCGCUAUGAGAUGCUAGACCUGCUUUGCGAUGUCCCUGUCACCUCUGGAUUCGGCAUCUCUGCACCACUCAAGCUUAUCGGCAUCACGAAGAUGAACAUCAGCUCCCGUCGCUUCUCCCUAUGCUAAUCACUCUGCUUAGACUGAAUAUAUGGACUAUACAGAUUUAAUUACAAGAUAAAAAUGUGCACUUAAAAUGCACAUUUUUGUCUUAAGUGAUUCUGUUCAUGGUUUAAUUCAGCGUUAACAUGGCAAAUACCAGCAGUACAGUGAUACAAUGGGUAGCAUUGCUGGAUCACAGCUCCAGGAACCUUAGCUCGAUCUUGACCUCCUUUACUGUACUGUGUCUGAGUUUUGGAAAUUCAUGCUAUACUGGCAUAGGUUUCCUUCGGGUUCUCCGGUUCCCCCCACUGUCUAAAAAAUGCAGUGGCAGAGUAGUUAUGCCAAAUUGCCUCUUGGGUGUGAAUAAGUGUGAAUAUGUGUGUUCAUGGUUCCCUGCAAUGGACAAGCAUCACAGAUGGGGUAAAUUCCAUCUGUCUUGUAUCCAGCGUUACCAAGAUAGGGAGGGAGAGAGAGAGCAAGCAUAUUUUAGCGUAUUUGAAUAAAUUACCCCCAAAUAAACACAUACCUGUGUAGAUGGUAGAUAAAAAAACAUGUUACAACAGAAUCCUUUUGCAAAUCUAUGACAUUAUGUAGUAACUCCUCCCCAUUUAAAAAAAAUUCACCCCGGCUCACACAUCUAUCCAGUAGAAAAUCAUCAAAUUCCACUCUGUAACAACAUGUUUGUUUGUCUUCCUUUCAUUGUGCCAGUUUAUUAGGACAGCUGGACCUCAGUGUGUCAUAGUUUACUAAACUGCAACCCUGAUGACAGCUAGACAAACGCUUCUAAAGGCACUGCGCCGCCAAUCAUUCAGAGCAGAUCCAUGCUAGAUCAGUAUGCACACAUGCACGCAGCUUUUCUAAUCACGCUACAUCACCUUUCAUUUAGAGUGCACAAAGAGCUAGCAGACUGUACAUCGGGACAGGAAAUGAUAGUGUUCUUUACGAGUUUUGUUCAUAAUUGUAACCUUUUGACUUUAAAGCCUUUAAAUCAGCAUUUCUUUUAAGAGAGAUUUCCAGGAAUCCACUGUCGUUCUCUCUCUCUCUAAUCAUUUACAUUACAUGUACUAUAUGACCAAAGGUUUGUGGACACCUGAUCAUCACACACCUAUGUGCUUUUUGAAUGUCCCAUUCUAAAUUAAGUUCCACUUUGCUGUUAUAAUAGUCUCCGCUCAUCUAGAGUGGAAUUUUGAGAAUAGAGUUGAAUAGAUCUUUAUUGUCAUUAUUUUAAAAACAGCGAAAGACUAUCUAGCAGCUCACAAGAAAUGGCAAUGUAAAUAGAAUGUAAAUAGAAAGAGCAUAAAUAUGAACAAAAGAAACACAAGAGUUUAACAAGUAAUGCAUUGCAAAUAAGCAGCAUAGUGUACAUGUGUUAUGUGUUCAGGGGGUUAUUGCACUUCUACAUUAAGAGGUAGGGGUUUAUUGCACUUUAGUGUUUGGGAGUGGGUGGAGGGGAAGAAUGGGAGGAGGAAGGUUUAUGCAUUUCAGUGCCUGAAUUUGUACUUAUUAUUGGAGCAUGGCUGUGGGUAUUUGUGUUAAUUCAGCCACAAGAGCAUUAGUGAGGUCAGGCACUGAUGUCAGGUGAGGGCACAGUCGGUGUUCCAGUUCAUCCCAAAGGUGUUCAGGGGCUUGAGGUCAGGGCUCUGUCCAGGCUAAAUUUGUCAUUUUAAUGUCUGAUGAAAACGCUAAAUUAUAAGCGAUAUAUGGUAUAUUUUAUGCACUGAUUGUUUAAUGUGACAGAUUAUCUAAUGACUGAUUAGUGCAUCUAAAUUGACAUAUUACAAUUCUGGUUUUCGACACGAUUCUUCAGCUCUCUGUGAACACAAAAUUCUCAGUCUUGUAAGAGCCCACCGCCAGAGGAAGAGACUUUCAUGAAGUGCUUUAAUUAAAUUCCCUAAUCUAUAGUAUAAUUCAGUAGUUAUCCAUCAUGCCCACUUUAAGAUGCAUCAUAUUUUGUGGGUUAAAUUCAGACACAAAGCUUGACUGAUCAACUGUAUUUGAAUGAAAUGACUAUUUAUCAAAUGUUUUGUCCUUUAGAGACUUCUUGAGGUGAAAGGUUAAGAAAAGGUGUGUUCAUGCAAAUCUUCACUGCUGAGCUACAACCUUUUGUUGUUUUAUCGUGGAGAUAAAGAUAAGAAAUAGGCCUGUAGUUUGUUAGCUGGCAUGGAUCAAGGUAAGUUUUAUAGAUGCCUGUUUGAGGUUUAAAUGAAUAGCCAAGGCCUUUUUUUUUCCUACGGAUGUUUGAAUGCUUCUAGUUCCACCAAUCGAUGCUAGUACUUGUUUAGAAAAAUGUGUAUCACUAGUUUCAUAGCCAGCCGCAUGCUGUCACUUCACAGACGCUCAGCCAAGAGUUAAGUUCCUCGAAGAGUUGCAUUAAAAAUAAUUUUAAACAACAAUCAUAAGAGGUAUUCCUAAGACCUUCAGUAGACCUGGUCUACUGAACUAAUGCCUCCUUUUCAUUAUUCAAUAGAAAUAAAUGUUAAAAAAUACAUACAUGGCAAAUGAAUGAUGAGGUAUUGUCCAUUUUAUGUCCAUCACUGAUUUUGAACAGGGGUUGCCUGGGACAUGCCUGGGUAUUUUUUUUAAUCAUGUUUAGCUUAUCGUUCUUACUCUCUAUGUGUCUCUGCCAGUCAGUUGGUUGCUCAGUUCUUAUUCUUUUUAUUGUUAUGAAUGCUGGGUGUUGCUCAUUUUAUGGCCUGGCUCUUGUUAUGAUCCACUGUGAACAUGUGAAACUUGGCUCUACAUUAAAGUUUCUCUCCUAAGGAAGCACUCGGUUGUAAAUAUAGAUAAAUGCCACCAUCUAACGGCCACAGAGGACAACUGCUGAUUUAAUGAGAUCAGUGUUUCCCAAUCUACUAAAUCUACUCUAGAGGUAACAAGAAAAGAUAAUAAAGACUGUAAAUCAAAACAAGUGUCUCCAACAUCUUUAGGAAAAUGAAAUGUUUAUUUAUUUUUUUUGCCACAUUUCCAUGUAUUAAAAGGACAAAGAUACAAAAUUAUUUGUUCGUGUGCACAUUUGUAUCUUGUUAAUCAGAGGAAUCUGUACAGGUCAUUUUUUAAAACAUUUUUCGAUUAUUAAAACCUCAGAUAAAUGUAUAAAACUGUAAACUCAAAGGACAUUUCAAACUCAAAAACGAUUCAGCUGUAAUAUCCAGUGUUAAAGUCACAUAUGAGAAUCUGUCAUACUUUUUUUUUUAAUACAUUUUAAAAUGUUCCGGAAAAAUUAAAGAUGUAAAUCCCAUUAAACUGAUCUUGUUGUUUACUUACAUUCAUUAUUUUUUCCAGAAGAGGACACUAAA